Cimex lectularius (bed bug) is the source of this 2579-nucleotide messenger RNA. RefSeq names its product trifunctional enzyme subunit alpha, mitochondrial (gene Mtpalpha). Gene Ontology annotation, molecular function: NAD+ binding; enoyl-CoA hydratase activity; long-chain (3S)-3-hydroxyacyl-CoA dehydrogenase (NAD+) activity. Gene Ontology annotation, cellular component: mitochondrial fatty acid beta-oxidation multienzyme complex; mitochondrion. Bases 72 to 2357 code for a protein of 761 amino acids. Gene Ontology annotation, biological process: fatty acid beta-oxidation. The record is from RefSeq and is a predicted model, not a curated record. NCBI's taxonomy places the organism in Eukaryota, Metazoa, Arthropoda, Insecta, Hemiptera, Cimicidae. The transcript has 12 exons.
GGGCAGCCGGCAGCACUGCAUCAGUGCAGCACUCUCUUGAAAGUUGUGACCGUAAGCUCUCUGGACUCGUCAUGGCAGCUUGCAGGUUAUUCGGAAAAUUGGGCGAAAUUUCGAAAAAUCAUAUCAAAUUAUUGGCUUCGAACCAUCCUAUACAAUGGAGGAGCUAUACGACAGCAGGUACACACACGCGGACAAAAGUUGUAAACAAUGUAGCUGUCAUUACUUUGGAUUCGCCAAACGUCAAAGUUAACUCAUUGAACAAAGAUGUAAUCACUGAAUUAGAAACUGCGUUGAACAGUGCAAAUAGAGAUCCGAAUGUGCAUGCUGCUGUGCUGAUAUCUGGCAAGCCGGGAUGUUUCAUUGCCGGUGCUGACAUUUCGAUGCUGGAAGCUUGUAAAACGGAAGAGGAGGUCAGAAACAUUUCCCUCACGGCACAAAGUAUUUUGGCCAAUGUUGAGGAGAUGAAAAAACCAGUCGUCGCCGCUAUAAUGGGUUCAUGCCUUGGGGGUGGUCUUGAAGUUGCCCUGGCUUGUCAUUAUAGAGUGGCUGUAAAGGACAAUAAAACCGCUAUUGCUUUACCAGAAGUCAUGCUGGGUCUUUUGCCCGGCGGUGGAGGAACCCAAAGAUUACCGAAAUUGACUUCUGUUACAACAGCACUUGAUCUUAGUCUUACAGGAAAGAAUGUGAGAGCGGAUAAGGCCAAGAAACUUGGAAUUGUUGAUCUCCUUGUUGAUCCAUUAGGCCCUGGGCUUGAACCACCAGAGAAACGAACCAUGGAUUACUUGGAGGAAGUAGCCGUACUGACAGCAAAUAAACUUGCAAAAGGGGAGCUUAAGGUCGACAGGAGUAAGAAAAACCUGAUGGACAAAGCGCUGACAUUUGCUCUAAGUUAUGAAUGGGUCAAAAAUCAGAUAUUCAAUAGAGCCAAGGCGCAAGUAAUGAAAAUGACUGGUGGACUGUACCCAGCCCCUUUAAAAAUCCUUGAAGUUAUCAGAACUGGAAUUGAUAAAGGGCCUCAAGCUGGUUAUGAAGCAGAAGCAAGGGGAUUUGGUGAGCUCGCCAUGACAUCACAAAGUAAAGGCCUCGUUGGACUUUUCCGAGGCCAAACAGAAUGCAAGAAGAAUCGUUUUGGUAAACCUCAAAAAGAAGUCGAGACACUUGCGGUUCUUGGUGCUGGACUUAUGGGAGCAGGAAUUGCACAAGUGACAGUGGACAAGGGGAUCAAUGUUAUAUUGAAAGAUACAAGCCAGCAAGGACUUACAAGGGGUCUAACUCAAAUUUACAGUGGGUUUGAUGAUUCAGUCAAAAAGAAGAAGCUAUCGGCUUUUGAGAGAGAUCGUAUGUUGGCCAACCUUGAUUUCACCUUAAGUUAUGAAAAUUUCAAAAAUGUUGAUAUGGUCAUUGAAGCUGUUUUUGAAGACUUAGCCGUCAAACAUCGAGUCAUCAAAGAAGUCGAAGCCGUUGUUCCUCCUCACUGCGUCAUAGGUACAAACACCUCAGCCCUUGAAAUUACAAAAAUAGCUGCUAAAAGCAAAAGGCCUGACAAGGUAAUAGGAAUGCAUUAUUUCUCACCAGUUGACAAAAUGCAGUUACUUGAGGUCAUAACAACUGACAAAACGUCUCAAGAUACUGCUGCAUCUGCUGUUGCUGUAGGUCUGAAGCAGGGAAAAGUGGUCAUUACUGUUAAGGACGGCCCUGGAUUUUAUACAACAAGAAUCCUUGCCACCAUGGCUUCAGAGGCAUUGAGAGUACUACAGGAGGGAUUACCACCUAAAGAUCUUGACAAACUCUCAAAAAAAUUUGGCUUCCCAGUUGGUGCAGCUACCCUUCUCGAUGAAGUCGGUGUUGAUGUCGCCUCUCACAUCAGUGACAAUCUGUUUGCUGUGUUUGGGCCAAGGUUCAGUGGGGGAAAUUCGGAAAUUCUAAAAGAAAUGACAAAGGCUGGAUUCCUAGGUAGAAAAUCUGGCAAAGGUGUCUACGUCUAUGAAAAAGGAUCAAAAGAAAAAGAUGUAAAUGAUGAUGCGCUAUCUAUACUUAAUAACUUCCAUCUUGAACCAAAAGGCUUUCAAGGAGAUGAAGAUAUCCAACUAAGGAUGGUUUCAAGAUUUGUAAACGAAGCUAUUGUUUGUUUACAAGAAGGCAUUUUGAAUGGGCCUGUUGAGGGUGACAUUGGUGCUGUUUUUGGCCUUGGUUUCCCCCCAUUCUCUGGUGGUCCAUUCAGAUGGGUCGACACUUAUGGAGCUGAAAGACUGAUUGCAAAAAUGCGAACAUAUGAAAAUGUAUAUGGCGCACCAUUUACACCGUGUCAAUUACUCCUGGACAUGGCCCAGUCUGGGAAAAAAUUCCACAAAUCGUAGUUUUUAGUUUGUUAAAUUCUUUUCUUUUUUUUUAAAUCUAUACCUAUAAUUAGUGUUACACAAAUAUUCCACUAGUACUAUGUACUGAAUGUGGAUGAAAAAUAGUUGACAAAAGACUUGUAAACAAUGACUUUUGCUGUGAGUCCUGCCUCUCUCAAUUGGAUUUGUAGUAGUGACCAAAAACAAACAUUACAUUUAUAUAGUAUUUAUAUUUUAAUACUU